AAAACGGAUGUGCUAACCAAUUAACAGCCGGUUGCCGGUCCUUUCACCACGGUGAAUGUUCAACCGCCAACGCUUUCACUGUUCGCCUGCCGCGCAGCUCACCAUCUUAUUGUUCAAUAUGUCACAGCACGCGAGCUCUGCGAACCUUUCUUUAACACCUUGCCCUUCUUCCUCGCAAAGCCUCGACAGCGACCACAUCGCACUGAACAUCACCAGAUAUCCAAUCUUCUCUGCCAAUCUUCGCCAUUCAGGCGCUUCAGCAAUACCGUGGUUCUUUGACACUUCACCCUUCUUCGCGAAACCUCGACAGUGACCCCGUCGCAUCGAACAUCGCCAGAUAUCUUACCUCUCCUCCGCCAAACAUCAUCCUUCAACGCCUUCAGCGACACCUACACGCUCUCCCAGCUCGCACCGUCCGCAACAUCUCAAAUGGCACAGAAGCCAACCUCUACCGUCCAGCAGCGCACGACCGCGACCCAAACCCACGCCCUCACCAAACCUGCCGGCAUUGAGAAGCGGAAAACCCGCAAACGCCCACGAAAAGUCCAUCCGAAGGUCCUCGGCCCCUCAGAACCUGAGACACACCAACACUCACGCCUCCUCGCCCUCCCAGCCGAACUGCGGCUCAUGAUCUGGGAGUAUGCACUCACCUCGCCAACCGGCACCCUGCGCUACCAUCCACCCACCGGCCGCUUCGACGUUACCUCCAUCGGCGCCGCGCUGCUCACCACGUCCUAUUCGGUCGCACUUGAGACGCUCUAUUUACCGCUGAAGUAUAACACGCUCGUGUUCGAUAGCGGUUCGCAUGAGAUCAACAGCACUGGCUUCUUGAUGUUUACGAGGAGGGUGACAGCUAUUGAGGAUGCUUUUGGAAAUGUGUUGAACAUCAAGGGGGUUACUGUUGGUCCACAUGGAAAGGGCACUGCAGGAGUCCAGGCUAAGCUCUCCGAAAGCAGCGUUGCACAGGGAGUGGAGGAGGCAUGAUGGAGUGUGGGGUGGAGUCAGAGUUAGGAGGGCGGGAAUGCAAUGCUUGGUAGAGACCUAGAGCCGUAGAAUACGAUUGAUUUC
Trematosphaeria pertusa is the source of this 1068-nucleotide messenger RNA. RefSeq lists its product as uncharacterized. The record is from RefSeq and is a predicted model, not a curated record. The coding region runs from base 430 to 984 and encodes 184 amino acids. Lineage: Eukaryota; Fungi; Ascomycota; Dothideomycetes; Pleosporales; Trematosphaeriaceae. The transcript has a single exon.